GAGCCCGUGGUUUAACGGCUGGGGGUUCAACCUGCCCAGGGGCCAGUCUCUGCUGGAUAAAUGGAACCAAGUCCCUGAUGGCAUUGACAUCCUCAUGACCCACUGCCCUCCCUCGGUUUGUUGUCUUUCUUGCGUGUUUGCAGGGUUCAGAGACUGGGUUCCUAAGGAGCUGCAGAGGGUGGGCUGUGUGGAGCUGCUCAACACGGUCCAGAGGAGGGUCCGACCCAAACUCCAUGCCUUCGGAGGAAUACAUGAAGGGUAUGGCAUCAUGACUGACGGCUGCACGACGUUCAUCAACUCCUCCACGUGCACGGUCAGCUUCCAGCCCACCAACCCCCCAAUCGUGUUCGACCUGCCCAACCCCUCCUCCAGCUCUUGAGAAUGACCUCUGACCCAGAGGGUGAAGUGGGGGUGCGG
This is a messenger RNA of Coregonus clupeaformis (lake whitefish), 417 nucleotides long. Its product is annotated as metallophosphoesterase MPPED2-like. The transcript has 3 exons. The record is from RefSeq and is a predicted model, not a curated record. The annotation marks the transcript as partial. Lineage: Eukaryota; Metazoa; Chordata; Actinopteri; Salmoniformes; Salmonidae.